Oryzias latipes (Japanese medaka) is the source of this 1081-nucleotide messenger RNA. It is a transcript of the gene ten1, whose product is annotated as TEN1 subunit of CST complex. The record is from RefSeq and is a predicted model, not a curated record. Lineage: Eukaryota; Metazoa; Chordata; Actinopteri; Beloniformes; Adrianichthyidae. Gene Ontology annotation, biological process: negative regulation of telomere maintenance via telomerase. Gene Ontology annotation, cellular component: CST complex. Gene Ontology annotation, molecular function: telomerase inhibitor activity; single-stranded DNA binding; telomeric repeat DNA binding.
GAAACGGAACAACCCACGUGACACACAUCCCGGAAGUUGUUUUUAGCGGUGAAAACCGAAUUAUUAUUAUUGUCGCUAUUAUUAUUUAUUGAUUACAUUUUGAAAAUGACGAUGCUUCCACCGCAUGCAGUCUUUCACUUUCCGUGGGAGUUAAACUGUCUUGGAGAAGGAAAAUCAGUCCGGACGUUUGGAAGACUCAGCUGUUAUGAAGCCGACACGUCUAGAGCCACUCUCUCAUGUCAGCAUGCUUCUAAAGAGCACCAUGUGUUUGUCCGCACCUCGUUUGUGGAACCUUUUAACCCAAUAAUUGGAGCACAGUAUCUGGUUUUGGGUGAAACUGAGACUUAUGAAGGGUUUGGGGUGAUGAUCUGUGCUCGCGUGCUGAGCUGUGUUGACGGUGUAAACAUUGCCCUUCUGCAGAAAGCCAUCGAGGGGCAAAGGAGCUUCUUCAGAGAGAGAGAGCACACAGACGGUGGCGUGGCACAACCUGCAGAAGCAAUCUGAUCAGGAUCUUCACUCCCCCAGUUACCCAGACUGCUCUUUGACGGCCAAGGCGGCUUUUUGGAGCAAUUAAAAGCCAAAGUUAGUCAGUCUGAUGUAGAAAACCUUUGUUCUCUGAAGAGUUACUGGAUAAUAUACUGGCUCCAAUGUUUAGAUGUUAUGUUUUUGCCUCGCUUUCCAGCAUCAAAACAUUCCACACCGACUGCCUGCAUGUGAGAUAAUCUUGUUUCGCUGUACGAUGCUGAUCAACAUCUGUUUUUAUUUUUUUCAGUCAGACCAGGAUCAGCAAAUGUAUACAUUUAUCAAAAAAUGAACAAGAUCCUCCUGGAAAAAAAUCGAAAAGUUUGAGAGCGGGACUGAAAAUAACUUCCAAAAUAACAAGCGUCCAAAUGAAAAAUUAAUUUCCAUUGUCAACGGUUUCAAGAUUUCAAGAUUUCGUUAAAAGUAAGACUUUUGAAUCAAAACAAAAAGAAGCGAUGGAUGGAUUGAGUUUCAUACCAAGAACUUUCUGUUUAUAGCAGACAGCAGUAAAACACUUGAGGUAGGUUUAUGGAAAAUUAAUAAAAUACUUCAUUCUUGA